Telopea speciosissima is the source of this 1573-nucleotide messenger RNA. RefSeq names its product proline dehydrogenase 2, mitochondrial-like. NCBI's taxonomy places the organism in Eukaryota, Viridiplantae, Streptophyta, Magnoliopsida, Proteales, Proteaceae. The coding region runs from base 30 to 1544 and encodes 504 amino acids. Gene Ontology annotation, cellular component: mitochondrion. The record is from RefSeq and is a predicted model, not a curated record. The transcript is spliced from 4 exons. Gene Ontology annotation, molecular function: FAD binding; proline dehydrogenase activity.
AAAGCCCAACCGCAAAGUCUCAACGUUUUAUGGCGAUUAGAGUCUCUCCACGAAUCCUCCGAAACAAAAAUUUGAACCACAUCAGAAUUUUGAAUUCUUCGGCUCCAGCUUCCAUCAUUGGCUCUGUUUCGCAAGACAAUGACACUGUGAUUCUGAAUUCAUUAUUAUCAUCAUCAUCAUUACCAUCUCCAACAUCGCUAUUGAAUUUGGAAGAUGAUGAGAAGUUGUUUUCUUCGCUUUCGAGCUUUCAGUUGAUGAGAUCAUCUCUGAACCUUCAUUUGGCUGCAUUUGAUCCUAUUGUGGAUUUGGGUAUCUGGGUAAUGAAGUCUAGGUUCCUGAAGUCUAAUAUCUGCAAUAAACUUGUAUUGAAGAUUGUAAAGCAUUCAUUUUAUGAACAUUUUUGUGCCGGCGAGAACUUAGAAGAAGCUAGUCGGACUCUUCAGAAGCUUUGGGAUGAUGGGUUGAGAGGUAUUUUGGAUUAUGGUUUGGAAGAUGCCAUUGAUAACCAAUCCUGUGAUCGUAACUUGGUUGAGUUCCUUAAGACGGUUGACUCUAUCAAGUUGCUUCCACCUUCUUCAGUGAGUUUUGCUUGCGUGAAGAUCACUGCAAUUUGUCCUAUAAAGCUACUUGAAAAAGUAAGUGAUUUAUUGAGAUGGGAAGUACAAGACUCUUCCUUUCAUCUUCCAUGGAAAGUGGAUACAUUGCCAAUCCUCACCCCUUCUAGCCCUCUCUAUCAUACCCUCAAAAGACCGGACCCUCUUACAACAGAAGAGGAACAAGAUCUCCAACUAGCACACCAAAGAUUGAAUAAGCUAUGUGAAAAAUGCCUUGAGAACAAUGUACCAUUACUGGUCGACGCAGAAUACACAUUAGUUGAACCUGCAAUCGACUACUUAACUUACUCAGCUGCUAUCAAGUUCAACAUGGACAACAAUGUGAUGGUUUUUGGGACAAUUCAAGCUUACUUGAAAGAUGCAAAAGAAAGGAUAGUUCAAGCAACAGAAGCUGCAGAGAAAAGGGGAAUUCCAAUUGGUUUCAAACUGGUGAGAGGAGCCUAUAUGUCUAGUGAGAGUGCAAUAGCUUCUUCAUUAGGCGUCGCUCCUCCUAUUCAUGGAACCAUUAAGGACACACAUAACUGCUACAAUGAUUGCACUGCAUUUAUGCUGGAGAAGGUUGCCAAAAGAUCGGCAGCGGUCGUUCUCGCCACUCAUAACCUCGAUUCUGGGAGGGUAGCAGCAGCAAAGGCAGAGUCCUUGGGGAUCGGAAAAGGAAACCAAAAGUUGCAAUUUGCUCAGUUAAAAGGAAUGGCUGAUGCUUUGUCCUUUGGAUUAAGAAAUGCAGGAUUCCAAGUAAGCAAGUAUUUGCCCUUUGGGCCUGUAGGAAAGGUCAUGCCUUACCUUCUCAGGAGAGCUGAAGAGAAUAGAGGGCUUCUAUCUGCUUCAACAUUAGACAGACAACUGAUGAGGAAAGAGUUAGAGAGGAGAUUCAAGACUGCAAUUGCGGGAAAUGAGACAGAAAAGAUGAUGACUUCAGUCAGCAAUUAGCCAUCAAGCAUCUUAUUGAUCUAAAUUGU